Exophiala spinifera is the source of this 1854-nucleotide messenger RNA. RefSeq lists its product as uncharacterized. Gene Ontology annotation, molecular function: L-amino acid transmembrane transporter activity. Gene Ontology annotation, cellular component: membrane. The record is from RefSeq and is a predicted model, not a curated record. Gene Ontology annotation, biological process: amino acid transmembrane transport. Bases 1 to 1854 code for a protein of 617 amino acids. Lineage: Eukaryota; Fungi; Ascomycota; Eurotiomycetes; Chaetothyriales; Herpotrichiellaceae. The transcript has a single exon.
AUGCCGCCACCUGGCUUCUCCCCGAUCCCCCAACUGCCAGGUCGAGAUUCUCUGGAACUUGCCUCUCUGGCAGAUUCUGAACCUGAUGACCUGCCUGCCUCCGAGUCCUCCUCGCGCUCAGGCCUUUCCUCGUCGCGCCGGCUGUCGCUCGAGAACGAAGACCCGCUGGAUGAUGCGAAUCCGGCCGGCCGAAAUGCAUCCCGAGGUGGACGUUCAUACUCGGUUUCCUCUGCUUUCGAUUUCACGCCUGCACUGUUCCCGCUCUCUUCAACGGCCGGAGGAUAUACAGCAUUGGGCAAUCAAUCAGUCCUGUCGCUGACCACUCGGCGUGAGGCGCUCCAAAAUCUCGAGAAGAACAAGACCUUGACAUUCUUGAACGGUCUGUCUUUGGUAGUAGGGUUGAUCAUUGGUUCAGGAAUCUUUUCGUCGCCGGCACAAGUCAAUUCCCAUGCAGGUUCGCCGGGGGCAUCGCUGAUAGUAUGGACGAUGUCUGGUCUGCUGGCAUGGACCGGCGCGUCGUCAUAUGCAGAGCUCGGCGGAGCCAUCCCUUUGAACGGCGGCGCUCAGGUUUACCUGGCCAAAAUUUUUGGUGAAGUCUUCGGGUUUCUCUUUACCUGGUCAGCGAUACUGGUCCUCAAGCCUGGCGGGGCCGCCAUCAUCGCGAUUAUCCUAGGAGAGUAUGUCGUUCGAGCCGCGAUUGGUGCCGACGUUGAGGAUGUCAACCCGUGGAUCAACAAAGUACCAGCGCUCCUCGCGCUCAUGCUCGUCACGCUGUUCAACUGCGUCUCGACGAGAUUCGCUGCCAGACUAGGAGAUCUCUUCCUGUUUCUCAAGUUCAUCGCGCUCGCUGCAGUGACGGUGAUCGGGAUCAUUGUGGCAGUCACGGGGCUCUCGUUCAACGGCCCCGCCAACAAGGACUGGCGCACGCAUUCCUGGUUCGAGGGCUCCUCCACCGACAUUUCCGACUGGGCAGUUGCACUGUACGCCGGACUCUGGGCCUUUGACGGGUGGGACAAUACAAACUAUGUGACGGGCGAAUUCAAGAACCCCUCGCGCGAUCUCCCGCGUGUGCUGCACACGGCCAUGCCCGCGGUGAUCGCGUGCUACCUACUGGCCAACAUAGCCUACAUCUUCGUCCUGCCCCUCGAAACCAUCAACAAAUCCAAUACCGUCGCCGUGCAGUUCGGGAGCAAGGUCUUCGGUCCGAUCGGCGGGCUCGUCCUCGCGCUCAUCGUGUCGGCGUCAUGCUUUGGCGCCCUUAACGCCACAACCUUCACGUCGGGCCGGCUCGUCUACGUCGCAGGACGCGAAGGCUACAUCCCCUCCGUGUUUGGGAAGAUUGGCUAUGGCUUCGGCUCCGGCUCGUCGGCGAGCCAAGAAACACCCAGCUCCAGACCUCUGAACAAACUGCGCCGCCGGUCCUGGUUCAGCAAAUUCCUCUCCCGGAUAUUCGGUGACGAGUCCAUCGGUCUGGGCUACACGCCCGUCAACGCCAUGCUGCUCAACAUGGCGCUGUGCAUGGUGUACGUGUGCCUAGGCGAGUUCAAGACGCUGAUCACCUUCUACGGCGUUGCCGGCUACACAUUCUACUUCCUCACCGUGCUGGGACUGAUUGUGCUGCGCAUCCGAGAGCCCCAUCUGGAACGACCGUAUCGGACCUGGCUCGCGACCCCCAUCGUCUUCUGCUGCGUGAGCCUGUUCCUGGUGAGCCGCGCCGUGAUCGCGCAGCCUCUGCAGACCGUCAUCGUCGUGGUGUUCGUCGCGAGUGGCAUCCCAGUCUACUAUUGGCGCGUGGCCGGCAGGGACAACAACGGUGCCUCGGGGAAGACGGAAUCCAGGUUCUGGCGGAGAUAG